GGCUCUCCCCUCCUUUCAUCCUCUCUGCCACUGGAAGCUUAUCUGGCGAUGAACUCCUAUCCACAGAUAUCAACCAACACUGUGACUGCAUGCCCUGACACACACAAACCCACACUUUCUCACACACACUAUCUCAAACAUGUCGUCGGCUGUGGUUGCAGCAGGUGCCUCCUCUUCUUACUCUGCUGCUUUCACGAGGAAGAACCAUUCUAUCAACCCUUUUACUCCUCAGUGCCAGAAAAGCACAUUCCAAGGCCUCUCUCUUCAUGAUUGGAAAAGGGGUGUCUCAAAUUCUUUCACAGCUGAUAAGAAUAUCAGUUUGAACAUUAUAAGAAGAGGUCUUGAGAUCACAGCAAGAACUGCUAAGGCGUCCAAGAACAUCGAGGUUGAAGUGGACAAGCCAUUGGGCCUGACUUUGGGACAAAAGUCAGGUGGUGGAGUAGUCAUCACUGCUGUAGAAGGUGGUGGGAAUGCUGCCAAAUCAGGGCUCAAGGCUGGGGACCAGGUACUCUAUACUAGCAGUUUCUUUGGGGAUGAGCUUUGGCCUGCUGAUAAGCUUGGAUUUACAAAAACUGCAAUCCAAGCAAAGCCAGACUCUGUCUACUUCGUUGUCAGCAGAGGUGUUGAGGUAGACGUUAAAAGACUACCAAAGCGUCCAGCACCUCCUCGCUUUGGGAGAAAGUUGACUGAAGCUCAAAAGGCCAGAGCGACACACAUAUGCAUUGAUUGUGGAUUCAUAUACACCUUACCGAAAUCUUUUGAUGAACAGCCGGAUGACUAUACGUGUCCUCAGUGCAGAGCCCCAAAGAAGAGGUUUGCACGGUAUGAUGUUAACAGUGGAAAGGCGAUUGGUGGGGGGCUGCCUCCGAUUGGGGUCAUCAUCGGGCUUGUGGCUGGUGUCGGUGCAGUUGGAGCAUUGCUAGUUUAUGGUCUUCAAUGAAACAAUUUCUCUCUUUGCCUUAAAAUUUUAGUCUCACUUCUGAUUUUCCCCAAGAAGUUAAUCAUAUCUCAUGUUUCUGCUUAUAUUGCAAUUUCAUGAGCUUUGCUAAUAGCAAUGGAUUUAUAAGAAAGGCCACUCUGAGAGCCUGUGUCUUGAGAAUUCCUAGAGUUAAGGCUUGUGAGCAAUUUGAGCUUUUAAAAUCCAAAGAACUGAAAAACUUAUAUGGUUUUAAGUUUGGAUUUUGGAAAAACUAAAUAUGUACAGCAUUUAAUAUUGAAAUUAUGAUUGGCCAUUCUAGUA
Cornus florida is the source of this 1240-nucleotide messenger RNA. RefSeq lists its product as uncharacterized. The record is from RefSeq and is a predicted model, not a curated record. Gene Ontology annotation, molecular function: protein binding; iron ion binding. The transcript is spliced from 6 exons. Lineage: Eukaryota; Viridiplantae; Streptophyta; Magnoliopsida; Cornales; Cornaceae. Bases 140 to 940 code for a protein of 266 amino acids.